Messenger RNA from Adineta ricciae, 2799 nucleotides. The record is from the annotation of a GenBank genome assembly. NCBI's taxonomy places the organism in Eukaryota, Metazoa, Rotifera, Eurotatoria, Adinetida, Adinetidae.
AUGCCGAUGAAACGGGGUCAUGUGUCGGCUCCUCAAAAUACGUUUAUUGAUACGAUUAUACGUAAAUUCGACUCACAAAAUCGACGUUUCCUCAUAUCAAAUGCCCAAUUAGCCAACAAACCAAUUAUUUAUUGCAACGAUGCAUUCUGUGAACUAAUUGGUUAUUCACGUGCUGAUAUCAUACAAAAAGCUUGUACCUGUGAAUUUCUCUAUGGCAAUGAAACAAGUGAAAAGGCAGUUAAGCAAAUUCGACAUGCUUUGCAAGGCAGUGAUGAAAAGGAAGUCGAUAUUAUUUUGUAUAAACACAACGGCAUGAAAUUUCGAUGUUCAGUUCUUAUCGCUCCGGUGAAAAAUGAAUCAUGCAAUAUUAUUCUAUACAUCCUGGAAUUCACGGAAAAUAAUGCUCGUAAUCAACAACGACGAAUGCCAAAAAUUCGUGAUUACUCAAUGAAUCCAUCUAUGGGUAUACGUAAUCGUUCAUGGUUACAUAUGCUGAAUCCAUUAGCAAAACAUAAAUCACAGGAUUUGCCAACAGCGGGAGCAAGUGACUUCGGCGGUUCUUCAUCGGUUGAUCCAACUGGUUAUAUCGCACUUAAUCAUAAGAAUACAACAACAAGUAUUCUAAUGGAUGAAACUAAUCCGUCGCCAACCAAAAAACCGACUUCUGAGUACGAAGCCAAUCAAGAAUUAUCGACCAGUUCCAAUCUUUUAUUAAAGCCUGAAAAUAAUAACCUCUGGAAUGCUAAUUCAAGUGAUCUAGAAUCAAUGAGAAAUCAAUCGCCGAGUUUAAGUAACAUCGCUGAAACUGUUCUAAAAAAAGAAAGCAAAGGAUCGAAAAAUGGAAUCAAACAUCGAUUUUUACCCAACAUACCGAGUCGUAUCGCGCAGAUCCUGUCCCUAGGAGAAGACAUUGUUCCUAAUUAUCGUUUACCGGAUAGUCGUCGUAUUCCACGUACAAUUAUCCUUCAUUAUUCGCCAUUCAAAGCAGGUUGGGAUUGGCUAAUCCUCCUACUUGUUAUUUAUACAGCAAUUGUUACACCAUAUACAGCUGCGUUUCUAAUGCAUGAGGAGGGACCAAACAAGCAACGAUCGCGCCCCUCGCGUGCACUGAAUGUUAUUGAACUUAUUGUUGAUGUUAUGUUUAUUAUUGACUUAAUAGUUAAUCUACGCACAACAUAUGUGAAACAUAAUGAAGAAUUGGUAACACGUGCGAGUAAAAUUGCGAAACAUUAUCUAAAAGGAUGGUUUUUGAUUGAUGUCACAGCAGCAAUACCAUUCGAUAUACUUUUUUCAUUAUUACAAACAAAUGGUGGGGGCGAAUCGACCACUUUGAUGGGAUUAUUAAAAACCGCACGUCUAUUGAGAUUAGUACGUAUCGCAAGGAAGCUGGAUCGAUAUUCGGAAUAUGGGGUGGGAGUUCUAAUCUUACUAACGGCUACAUUUGCACUAAUUGCACAUUGGCUUGCUUGUAUAUGGUAUGCUAUUGGCCGUCUUGAACGAAACAAUCACGGCAAUGAACGAUUGAUUGGAUGGUUAGCGGAAUUAGCUAAUCAUACGCAUCAAUAUUAUAACGAUUCAGAUCCUAAUUCUGGCCCGACAAAAACAUCCAAAUAUAUAACUGCAUUGUAUUUCACUUUCUCAUCUCUUACUUCAGUGGGCUUUGGCAAUGUGAGCUUGAUGUUUUUAGGAUUACGUAUAACGUGGCUUGAUGAAUUAGCACGUAUAUCUGGUCAACCAUAUGAUUGUUCGUUCGUAAUCAAACCUAAUGCUACACGUUUGUUAGAGCAAACAUGUACUGGAGGACCGAAUCUUCGUUCAAAAUAUAUCACUGCACUUUAUUUUACUUUUUCAUCUCUUACGUCAGUUGGAUUCGGCAAUGUCAGUCCGAAUACAAAUUCGGAGAAGAUCUUUUCCAUCUGUAUCAUGUUAAUCGGAUCUCUAAUGUAUGCCAGUAUAUUUGGUAAUGUCAGUGCUAUUAUCCAGAGAUUAUAUUCCGGUACGGCACGUUAUCAAAUUCAGAUGUUAAGAGUGAAAGAAUUUAUUCGUUUUCAUCAAAUUCCCAAUCCACUUCGCCAACGAUUGGAAGAUUAUUUUAAUCACGCAUGGAACUAUACAAAUGGUAUUGACAUGAAUAUGGUGCUGAAAGGUUUUCCGGAAUGUUUGCAAGCGGAUAUUUGUCUACAUUUGAAUAGUCAAUUAUUGAAAAAUUGUUCAGCAUUCAAAGACGCUAGUGAAGGUUGUUUGCGUACAUUUUCAAUGAAGUUCAAGACGACUCAUGCACCACCCGGCGAUAUUAUAACACAUCGCGGAGAUAUUCUAACAUCAUUAUAUUUUAUAUCACGUGGUUCGAUCGAAAUUUUAAAAGACGAUAACGUUGUGGCUAUUCUUAGUAAAGAUGACAUACUCGGAGAGAACCCGUUGUUGUAUAGUGAACCAGGCAAAUCAGCGUAUAAUGUUCGAGCAUUAACGUAUUGCGAUUUACAUAAAAUUUUGCGAGAUGAUCUCCUGGAAGUUAUCGACAUGUAUCCUGAAUUUGCACAGAGCUUUUGUGAAAAUCUGAAGAUUACUUUAACGUUGCGCGAUGAGGAACUAGUAACACAAUCCAAUGAAUGCCGUUCGAAAUUCAUCUCUAACCCUCAGCCACUACGAACAAGUGCGUCGUGUAAUCGAACGGAUGAUGAGAACUUAUCAAUUAUGAGUCCACACUUCGAUGAUUGUACCAGUGGAACAGGUAAAAGAAAAUCUCGUAUUAGACAUUCUUCGCAGUGGAUUCUUGAAAAAGUAAAACACAACGCUUAG